Molecule: messenger RNA, 1992 nt
Organism: Cornus florida
Lineage: Eukaryota; Viridiplantae; Streptophyta; Magnoliopsida; Cornales; Cornaceae
Exons: 7
Coding region: 1-1992 (663 amino acids)
Source: RefSeq, a predicted model, not a curated record
AUGGGUUUUGCAGAAGCUUGGAGCUCACCGGAACUGGCCGGAGUGGAAUUCACCGGAACUGGGUAUAGUCUUGGCCAUUCAGAUGGGUCAGGAGAGGAAGAAAUCUCCCCAGUAGCCGGUGCAACGGAUCUAGCCGGCUUCCAUCGAUUUAUUGAUCAAAGUGGGCCGUCUGAUGGAUCUUCACAGCAAGAAACAGACUACCUGUGGAGUAACUCUUCAAGUUGGGCGGUUGUGAAAAAUGAAGUGAUGAGCACCUUUCAGGAGUUUCAUUCUACAGGUGUAUUUGAGAAAUCGCUUAAUGCAUCAUUUAUUGUCCUCAUCCCUAAGAAGGGAAACGCUUCAGAUAUUAAGGAUUUUCGUCCUAUUAGCUUAGUGGGUUGUAUUUACAAACUCAUAGCUAAGGUGUUUGCUCAAAGAAUGCGAGGAGUUAUGGAUGGGAUUAUUUCAGAUUCCCAGAAUGCCUUUGUUGGAGGUAGGCAAAUUCUUGAUUCAGUUCUUAUUGCCGAUGAAUGUGUGGAUUCAAGGUUGCGUAAUGGUGUUCCUGGAGUUCUGUCUGGCUUUUUUGGGUGCUCUCGGGGUGUAAGACAAUGUGAUCCAUUGUCAUCUUUUCUUUUUCUUAUUGUUAUGAAGGGCUUAAGCAAACUUAUGCGUCGUGCAGAGAAUCUUGGUCUCAUCAAGGGAUUUCGGGUGGGAAGAGAUAUUGCAAAUCAAGUGGAGAUUUCUCAUUUGUUAUUUGCAGAUGACACUCUGGCAGUUUCCGGGCUAAAGGUUAAAGUGGCCAAGAGUGUGCUUGUUCUGGUCAGGAAUGUACAGGACCUCUCUUCUCUAGUUACAGUUCUUGGGUGUAGGGUGAGUUCCUUUCCUAUCCCUUAUUUGGGAUUGCCCCUAAGGGUUUCUCCCAGAUUAGUGGGGAGUUGGGAUUCUGUGAUUGAUAGAAUUGAACAAAUUCAAAGGAAUUUUCUUUGGGGAGGAAGGGGAGAAGAGUUCAAGUAUCACCUUGUUAGAUGGGAGCAAGUUUGCAAGCCUAUAAAACUGGGGGGUCUCGGUAUUAGACGAUUAAUUCCUUUUAAUCAAGCUCUUUUGGGCAAAUGGUUGUGGAGAUACGGGAAGGAAAGUCACCGCCCUUGGCGUAGAUUAGUUUCCUGUAGGUAUGGGGAUGAUGUUGGUGGAUGGACUACACGUCCGGUUUCUAUUGCGGUUGGAGUUGGGGCUUGGAAAUUUAUUCGGAAAGGAUGGGAUGCCUUUUCUCCUAAUGUUAGAUUCAGAGUUCGUGAUGGCAGUCGCGUUCGUUUUUGGGAAGAUCUUUGGUGUGGGAAUCAGCCUUUAUGUCGUACUUUCCCCAGAUUAUUUAGUAUUGCUGCUGAUAGACAUGCCACCGUAGCUAACUGUUAUCAGCUUGAUAAUAGUAGAAUUACGUGGAAUGUUCUUUUUCGGCGUUCUUUUCAGGAUUGGGAGCUAGAAGAUGUGAGCAUUUUUCUGGAUCAAUUGUAUCGGCAGGAAGGAAUUGGCAGGGGUUAUGACAAUUUGACUUGGAUUCCCUCUUCUCACGGUCGUUUUGAAGUAAGGUCUUUGUUCUUAUGUAUGUCUAAUUUUGCAUCCUAUGAUUUUCCAUGGAAGACUAUAUGGCGCUCUAUGGCUCCUAUUAGGGUGGCUUUUUUUGUAUGGACCACCGUUUGGGGUAAGAUUUUGACGAUCGAUAAUUCGAGGAAAAGGGGAAAUAAUUUUGUUAAUUGGUGUUGCAUAUGUAAGCAGAACGGGGAGUCAGUCGAUCAUCUCCUAUUGCAUUGUUCUGUAGUGCACGACUGCUGGAAUCUUAUUCUUGGGUUUUUUGGCAUGUAUUGGGUAAUGCCACGUUCUACUAAGGAGCUAAUUCAUGCUUGGAGAGGUUGUCGUUGUGUUAGUUGUAAGAACACUUAUAGGCAUGCAUUUAUUGGUUCAUCACCCAUCAUGGACAAGGCUCAUCAAGGUGAUUGUCCAAGCAAAGUCAUUUGA